AUGCAGACGCCGCUGCCUCGUCGCCGCCUGUCGGACCGCGAGCUCUGCAGCGGGGCCGUCCGCACAUCGCACUACGGUGCGCUGCUCUCCGACCGUGGCGUGAUGCGGGCGCCGUGCUCCGCAAACGACCUGCAGACUCUCCUCGCUGACUACGAGGGGCUGCACCUACAGCCGCUCGUCGCCGCGAUCCGGCCAAAGCGGCCGCUGGGCCAGCGGAGCGCGGAGGACGAGUCCAUCGCCCUGUUCCUGCUGGCCGACUACGCCAACCUCUUUCACCAGAUGGGCUCUCUGUACAUCACGGCCGCGGCGAUGCGCGACCUGCUCGGCUCCAAGCCAGACACCGCUCACUCCGUUCACGUCUUCCUGCUCAACAACGCGUCGCUCACGCCGACGGCCGUGUUUUGGUCUCCCGGCCUCUCGGCGCGCGCGCCUCGCUUUGUGGGCGAGCCCGCCGCGCGCUCGGCAGGAGUCCGCUCCUUUGGCCGCGCCCUGCUCGUGCAACCUGCCACGGAGACAUGGCUCCGGCACGGCGGGACGCCGCCGGUCGGGUCGGCGACGGAGGUGCGGCUGGUGGAGCUGGGCGCGCUGUCGUCGCGCGAGCAGCUCUCGCUUGUGCGAGGCGCUGCGGGGCUGAUCGGCGCGCACGGCGCGGCGCUGGUCCGGAGCCUCUUCCCAGACCUUUCCCGGACCUCUCCCGGACCUUUCGUGGAACGCUUCUUCAGGCGCGGCGCUGGCGCGCCCGUGCUCGAGCUGCUCAACCGCGCAAACGCAAACGCGUACUACUCCAAUCAGUGCCGCUGGCAGCGCCGCGGGUACGCGGCGUGGCAAAACAACGACCCGGCGCGCGAGGUGCAGGCGUUCGACGCCGACGGAAGGCUGCUCGACCCGUUCCGCUGGCACUUGCGCGCAGACGUGGGAGCGGUCGGGGCGCUGCUCGAGGGGCUGCUGAGCUCGCCGCGGCAUCGCGCGGGGGAAGCCGCCAGAGCGGUCGCCCGGCCGGGGAUGGGCUUAGGGGUCUCGUAG
Molecule: messenger RNA, 1023 nt
Organism: Emiliania huxleyi CCMP1516
Lineage: Eukaryota; Haptophyta; Isochrysidales; Noelaerhabdaceae
Exons: 6
Coding region: 1-1023 (340 amino acids)
Source: RefSeq, a predicted model, not a curated record